CAUUCUUCAAUGGGAUGUUCAAAAAUGUGGAAAGUGUGGCUGAAAUUUUUGACUGCCUAGGCUCCCACUUCACCUGGCUGCAUGCUGUCUUCACCAACUUCCCUCUGCUGCUCCAGUUUGUGAACAGUAUGAGAUGUGUGACUGGCCUCUGUCCCAGGGACUUUGAAGACUAUGGCUGUGCCUGCAGGUUUGAGAUGGAAGGGCUGCCUGUGGAUGAGUCCGACAGCUGCUGCUUCCAGCAUCGCAGGUGCUAUGAGGAGGCUGUUGAGAUGGACUGUCUCCAGGACCCUGCCAAGCUCAGUGCAGAUGUGGAUUGCAUCAACAAACAGAUCACAUGUGAGUCCGAGGAACCAUGUGAACGCCUACUGUGUACCUGUGACAAGGCUGCUGUUGAAUGUUUGGCUCAGUCUGGCAUCAAUUCUUCCCUGAACUUUCUGGAUGCUUCCUUCUGCCUGGCUCAGACUCCAGAAACAACCAGUGACAAGGCUCCAGUGACACUGCUGCCUAGAGGGGUUCCUGACAAGCCCACAGACACCAGUCAGAUAGCCCUGUCAGGAGAAGCAGCUGGUGAGACGAGGGCAGACAGACAAACAACAUUCUCCAGGACAAAGUCUGUCCGAGAUCUGGAAGAUGUAGAAGCUGCUAGGACUACAUCAAGUCCAGGAUCUGCAGAGAUUGAUGCCAUUGCUAAAGGUGCGACCCAUGUCUCUGCUGGCACGAAACCACUGAGGUUGGAAGUAUCAUCUGUUGACAAUGGGUCUCAAGAGACAACUGGAAAAGCCUGUGACAGAUUAGCCUUCCUGCAUCUGAGUGAUGGCGAUAAUGUGCAGGCCAUGCUGCAGCUUGGAGAGAUGCUCUUCUGUCUAACAUCCCACUGCCCAGAGGAAUUUGAAUCUUAUGGCUGUUACUGUGGAAGAGAAGGAAGAGGAGAGCCAAGGGACACCCUGGAUAGGUGCUGCUCGUCCCAUCACUGCUGUUUGGAGCAGGUGAGACAGCUGGGCUGCCUGCCUGGGAGGCGUUCUCGGUCAUCUGUGGUAUGUGAAGAUCACACACCCAAGUGUGUGGGGCAGAGCCUGUGUGAGAAGCUACUAUGUGCCUGUGACCAGACAGCAGCCGAGUGUAUGGGCUCUGCCUUCUUUAACCAAAGCCUCAAGUUACCAGACGCACCCGAGUGCCAAGGCAAGCCCAUAUCCUGUGAGGAUGGCAUGCUCGGGGGGAACUUGGCCUCUUCUGUGGGCUCCAGCUCUGAGGAGAACAGUGAGGAAGCCACACCCCAGAUGGAACACCUAAGAAGAUUUCUGGAGAAGCCUCCUGGUCCAUCAGGGACCAGGCCCCUCAGUGGAAGAUGA
This is a messenger RNA of Acomys russatus (golden spiny mouse), 1349 nucleotides long. RefSeq names its product otoconin 90 (gene Oc90). Gene Ontology annotation, cellular component: extracellular matrix. The coding region runs from base 15 to 1349 and encodes 444 amino acids. The transcript is spliced from 12 exons. Gene Ontology annotation, molecular function: calcium ion binding; phospholipid binding. The record is from RefSeq and is a predicted model, not a curated record. NCBI's taxonomy places the organism in Eukaryota, Metazoa, Chordata, Mammalia, Rodentia, Muridae. Gene Ontology annotation, biological process: phospholipid metabolic process; arachidonate secretion; lipid catabolic process.